Molecule: messenger RNA, 1452 nt
Organism: Rana temporaria (common frog)
Lineage: Eukaryota; Metazoa; Chordata; Amphibia; Anura; Ranidae
Gene: YIPF6
Product: Yip1 domain family member 6
Exons: 7
Coding region: 106-807 (233 amino acids)
Biological process (GO): endoplasmic reticulum to Golgi vesicle-mediated transport
Cellular component (GO): trans-Golgi network; membrane
Source: RefSeq, a predicted model, not a curated record
CGUAUUAGUGGCGCGCCAGAAGCGGAAGCAGGUUGCCCCGUCGCGGAUCGGUGACGCGUAGAACUGAGACUCCACGUCACAACUAUCCACAGUGGAACCGGAGACAUGGCGGAGAACGAAGAAAACCGGGAGGAGAGCGGGACGCGGCUGUUUGCAGGACUGUCUGAUGUCUCUAUAUCUGGAGAUAUUCCCGUGGAGGGAGAGAUCACAGUGCCGAUGGCCUCCCAAUCACAGGAUGACGAUUUCUCCACAUUGGACGAGCCCGUCAAAGACACCAUUAUGCGGGACCUGAAAGCUGUGGGGAAGAAGUUUUUCCAUGUGAUGUACCCUAAAAAGAGCACAGCCCUUCUCAGAGACUGGGAUUUAUGGGGCCCUCUUGUGCUCUGUGUCUCACUUGCAUUAAUGCUACAAGGUGGUUACGCCAACAGCAAAGAAGACGGAGGACCCCAGUUUGCGGAAGUUUUUGUAAUCAUCUGGUUUGGAGCCGUGGUCAUCACACUGAACUCCAAGCUUCUCGGGGGAACCAUCUCCUUCUUCCAGAGUCUGUGUGUGUUGGGGUAUUGUAUUCUGCCCCUCACCGUGGCAAUGCUGGUCUGCAGAUUGUUGCUUCUAGCAAGUGUAAGCAUAGUGACGUUCGUCCUGCGGCUGGUCGUGGUCGUUGUUAUGUUCGCUUGGUCUACAUUUGCCUCAACUGCCUUUUUAGCGGAGAGUCAGCCACCAAACCGCAGAGCCCUGGCCGUCUAUCCCAUCUUCCUCUUCUACUUUGUGAUCAGCUGGAUGAUUCUGACCUUCAACUCUUCUAAGUAGUUCUGGGGAUCGGGGGGGAUUCUAUUUUCUAGUUGGAUGGACUUGAAUAAGCUUGGAGGACGAGCUGAGAAGGACCACCUAUGGACAGGUGUCUAACUGACCAAAGUCACCAGUGCUGAAUGGAGCUGCCCAGACUCCGGGCCUGUGCUUGCUAUGUGGCGUUUGUAUAUAACCCUCCGCAUAUAGUUACUGAUUCCUAUUUUCUACAGCUACAGAUGCUGUAAGUGGGUGUAAGCUCUUCAUUCAAGACCUGCUGGGGCAAGGGAUAAGGCCCUAAUCCAUGGUAGGCAACCUGGGGCCCUCCAGCUGUUGCAAAACUACAAGUCCCAUCAAGCCUCUGGGAUUAAUUGUAACUGCCAGCCUUGCAAUGCCUCAUGGGAAAUGUAGUUUCACAACAGCUGUAGGGCCCCAGGUUGCCUACCCCCUGUCCUAAACAGUCUACUUUAUGUUUACAUAAGGUAUGCAAUGUAAGCAUAUUUCACUACUGAUAAUUGGCAUCCUUUUUAUGUUUAAAAAUGUUUUUCCCCCUAAAAAGAUGAGAAUUGAAAAGGGUGCCAUCAUGUCCUAGUAUAGCAGAAGGGGUAUUACAUUUGUAGAUGCCCAAUGUAGCUCUUAAAAUAAACCUUGCACUAAAAGUUUCACUAA